Molecule: messenger RNA, 486 nt
Organism: Portunus trituberculatus (swimming crab)
Lineage: Eukaryota; Metazoa; Arthropoda; Malacostraca; Decapoda; Portunidae
Exons: 3
Coding region: 11-469 (152 amino acids)
Cellular component (GO): extracellular region
Molecular function (GO): chitin binding
Source: RefSeq, a predicted model, not a curated record
ACCCAGUGCCAUGCAAGGAUACCCACACAGUCAUGUAAACAGUUGCUCGCCUCUCUUAGUUGAGAGGAUGUGGGUUGCAGCACUCCUCCUUGUCAGCCUAUUCUCCCAUGGCCACGCUUUCCUGAAAGGUUCUCCAGACAUCAGGAGUUUCCAUCCACUGCCGCCAGUGUGUCCUGACUCUUUCUCAGGAUAUCUUCCUGCGCCUGACAGCUGCACCUCCUUCUACGAGUGUCGCGGGGGCGUGGCUAAACGACGAGAGUGUCCCCGUGGUAUGCUAUACAAUGCCAUCAGUCCCUCAGCUCGCUCUCCCUGCAAUUACUACUCCUACCGUGACGAGUGUGAAAGUCUGAUGUCAGCCUCUAUGAGUACUCUGCAGGGCAAGGCCAUCCCAAGGUUCUGCUUGAGUCUCUUCUCAUGGAGUAUUAUGUAUUUACAUACACGUCUAAUUCUGUACCUAUUUGAAAAAUAAAGCAAAGGUUAUUCAAA